CACCUUACGAUCAUCAAGCCUGCCAACUUCCCUUUCUUUGUCGGGAUUGAGUCUUUGGCUUUACCCCAAUCACCAGCUUCACCACUAUCUUGGUGUUCAGGCUUCACAUCAUCGAUGCCCUUGGGAUCUACCUGCAUCUAGUCAGAUAUCGACCCACGGAACCUUUUAGCCAGUGAGCUAGAUCGGACCACUACUCCAAACUCAUUCCCGCUUCCGCUCCUCAUGUUGCAAGGUAUCAGGGCAUCGACAUUGACGAUGCCGCCUUAUGGACAUGACCUGUCCUCUGGUGGGGUAUCGAAGGUGGGCAACUAUAGCGACAACUGGGCCUGGUCCCAGCAACCCUCGCCACAACCGCCAUAUACCAGCAUGUUUGAUCCCUCGGUGUACGCAAAUGCAAACUUUGCAUCUCACCUGCAACCAGCCUCACGCGUACAGCCCCGGCACCACUCGAUAGCAACGUCUCAUGUCAUCUCUACAGGGACUGCAACGCCCCCACCACCAAGGCAUCAGGUGGCAGGCAACAUGGUCAAAGCGCAGCCUGCCUUCAAGCCGACAUGGACCGGAUUCCUCGAUACUACAAAAGAUGCCAUGACGAUUGUGGAAGCAGCUUUACAGGGGCGACUGAACCACAUCAGUCGUAGACCCCAUGACAAGGAACGAGCCGAGAUGCUCACAUCAGGAACGGUCCUCGUCUACGAAGAGAAUGCAUCUGGCAUCAAACGCUGGACCGAUGCCGUACACUGGUCACCUAGCCGAGUCAUGAACAAUUGCCUGAUCUAUCGACAACUGAUGCGUGCUUUGAAGCCUGAAGAGAAGAAGACCGCUCUCAACCCUUCUUGUGGCACGAAGCGCAAGCGAAAGGAGAGUGCAGGGUCUUCUAUCACGAAGACCGGCGACCACGUCAACAACUCUGAUGACGAGUACGAGAAUCCCUCGUUUGACGGUGCGCUGUUAGGUGAAGUUGACUCUGCGGGGAAAGUCUACGCCAACUUUGCACAAAGCCUAACGCCCGACCAACAACGGCGCUUUUGCGGUUCUCUUAUCGACAGCUACGAGUUCAAGGAGGGAGGCCUGAUGAAGAAGACCAUCUCAGUCAAGUACCAGGGCACUCACCACCACGUCAUCUCCUAUUACAGCCUUGAAGAUGUUGUAAGCGGCAAGCUCAAGCGACCGUUCCAGGAUCCAAGGCUCGAUAACGUGCAACCACGACCGGAACUCCUUACUGGUUGGAAGGUCAGCCUGGAGGAUGAAGAGAGCAAGGACAUGCCGCUCAUUGCAGGAUACUCACAGCACAUCCAGCCCAGCCACGUGCAGCACCACGCCAUCACCGCUGUGACACAAACAGUUGGUCCGCAUGGAAUGAUCCAGACCCAUGGCCCACCGCACCUACAAGUACCGCAAAUAGGUGAAUACUGGCACGGCGGACAUGUUCAGCAACAUUAUGCGUCCCCUCAACCGACCGCCCCGCACAAUGCGCCAUCACAUCCGUACCAUUACUCAACUCAGCAGCCGCCGACACAACACUACGUUCAACCUCCUUCUCCCCAGCCUUACCCAUCGCCGCAACCGUCGAAUCAAACAUAUCCGGCGCCGCCAAAUGCCACGUCGCAAUAUGCACCACACCAACAAGCUGGCCGACAUUACUCGAUUGAUCAACAGCAGCCACCCCUAGGAUCUCACUACCCUCCUCAAGUUGCGGCUUCUCACUAUGCGGCUUCUCAUCAUUCUCAGCCAACUCCGCCACCUUCUGUGCCUCAGUAUUCAGGCCCGCCGGCCCAGAACUUCGACAUUCAGGUUCCUGUUCCACAAAGCGCGACUUCCGUCCAGGCACCUCCUCAAAGCUCGGUCCCACAGCAUGACCCUCAACGUAGGGCAUCUGCUCCUGUGGCUGUUCAGCACUACUCUCAGCCACAGUAUCACCCUGCCCCACCUCACCCGGCAGCGUACUAUGUCGAAGAUGCCAAGUAUCCACCCAACACACAAGGGUAUUAGGCUGUAGCCACCUUCCUUUAUCACUCGGUCAAACACUGCAGAUUUUUCACACCGGAACAAUGGACGCGUACACGAAGGCAAUCCACGGUGGUCACUUUUGGUUGCGAUACCCCUUGAGGUUUAUUACUACUUA
Messenger RNA from Boeremia exigua, 2125 nucleotides. RefSeq names its product Gti1/Pac2 family-domain-containing protein. Lineage: Eukaryota; Fungi; Ascomycota; Dothideomycetes; Pleosporales; Didymellaceae. The coding region runs from base 223 to 1992 and encodes 589 amino acids. Gene Ontology annotation, molecular function: DNA binding. The transcript has 2 exons. The record is from RefSeq and is a predicted model, not a curated record.